CAGUUUUGGAAAAAUAAAAACUGUAACAUUACAAAUGUCGGAUGUGUGUUGUGUGAUUCUUAUUGUUUAUAUUCAGUAAAUGAAACAUUUAUUCAGUACCGAAUAAAAUGCGACAUUUUUUAAUCGUUCAUGGAUAUCUUACAUUAUAAGUUAUUAUUGAAACGAAUUGUAAAAUAAUGUAAUUGAUGAAAUCCAAGAAUUUCUUAAAAUGUGAAUAUUUUUCGUAUUUGGCGUAGUGCCAUAGUAUAAACAGCAAAUUUAUCAGAAAUAGGCACGAUGAAGUGGUUUGAGAUUUUUAUUAUGUCGUUGCUAUGCGCAAACGGGGUGCUCUCAUACUGUCCCUCACUGUGUGUAUGCAAAAGUAAUAAGGCAGGCGAGGGGGCAUCAGCGGAACCACUGCCGGGAGAACUCAAGCUCAAGUGCGGUGGAAGUCCAGCACCGAUAACUGAACUUAAGGAAAUCGACCUGAGCAAGCUGUGGACCAUUGUAGUUAGUCUUAAUUUAUCCGGCAAUGCUAUUUCUACAUUGUCGAGAGAGCUGUACUUGCCAAAUCUACAGAAACUAGAUUUAAGCAGAAACCAGAUAUCAUUAAUAGAAUCGGAUGCAUUUUACAAUAUGACAGCUUUGCAAAAGUUAGACCUAUCGCAGAACCACAUCAGUAAUGUGUACAAGGAAAUGUUUAAAAGCUUAAUCAAUUUAGAGAGAUUGAUCCUGGCACAGAAUCAGAUAUCUGUAAUGGCAUCGGGCACUUUUGAUUAUCUAGUUGCAUUGAAGCAUUUAGACAUAACAGAUAAUCCUCUUAUUUGCAACUGUGACUUACUUUGGGUGAGUGACUGGGUACGAAUCACCAGGGUAAAACUUGUGGGUAAUCCAAAAUGUGCCUUCCCCGAGCACAAGACAAAUACAACUAUAAAAAAACUGAAGAUAUCAUUAGAUUUAAAAGCCUGCAGUAAUGCUUUACCCAUGACUUCAUUGAUCGCCAAGCCGAGCCACGAUCAAGUAGUUUUCGAAGGGGAUUCCUUGGUCUUGACUUGCAAUGCACCAUUCGCAUCAGGCCUAAUUAAAUAUACAGUUAAAUGGGUGCACCCAUUGCUUGAAAUAUGUGAUGUUAAUGUUACUUACACUGACAUACAAGAGGAAGCAGUUGCUGAGACCACAAUAUAUUUCUCGAAUAUAACUAACCAUCAUGCAGGAAACUGGACAUGCAUGUAUAGUGACCAAAACAAUGUGUACCACAACUACACCAUAAAUGUUUAUGUGAUAUCAAAUUCGACACAGUUCUGUGAGAUUAAACACACAAUGACAAAUAAAGGAUUGUACUCAUGGCCACAGCUACUACUGAACCGCACAUCUUCAGUACCGUGCCGCAGUGGAGAAGGCAUGGCACACAGAUAUUGCCAUGGGAAUGGUACUUGGGGUGAAGUGGACACAUCCGAAUGUGCAUACAUAAGUAAUGUGACGAAAUUGCUUCAGCAGUUUGCACUGUUGAAUGUGAGUUUAGUUCAGUAUUCAGCAGUGAAUGCUACGGAGAGACUGGCAAUGUUGAUACAGGAGAAGACAUAUCCUUUGGCUGAGAUUACAGACCCAGAUGAUGUUAUGUUCAUAGCACGAGCAAUUAGGAAUUACAUGCAGUAUAUUGCUGAAGAAAGAGAUCUGGGUUCCGCAUUAUUAGAUGUGAUAAGUGCAGUGAUGAACAUAUCAAUGCCAGUUCUCGCCAAAGCCGAGACCAAGUACGGAGCAUGCACAGAUAUGAUGAAUGCUGCAGAGGAUAUAUCCGCUUAUAUUAACAAUGUUCACGGACAAAAGUCAAAUUUAGCGAUAGAACGUUUUCGAGUGAGCGAGGGCUUCGGUGGAGCGACGUGCGUGUGGUACAGCGGGGGCGAAGUCCGAGGGGCAGAGCCUCCGAGACUGCACUGCACGGCCACCAACAGAACCGUUGCGCCCCUGUUCACACUAUCCGACACGCUCAUACAUGCAACUGUGCAGAUACCCCAAUCUCUGAUCUUCAGCACGACAGAAUCUGGUGCCCUCGUUCAGAUGAAGCCUUCGGACCUGGUGGUGUCGGUGUACGAGCACGCGGCGCUGUUCCCGCUGCUGCCGACCCUGGACGACGACGCCACGCUCACGGGCCACCGGUCGAAGGACUAUUAUGGCAGGAGCACCAAGCGGGAAGACAUGAACAUCGAGAUCACCUCACCGGUUGUCGGAUUUCAACUCAAGGGUACGGAGUGGUCGGGCGAGCUAGUGGAGCCAGUACUGGCGGGAGUGCGCGCUCGGCCCGGCGCUCGCACGCACGUAGCACUCUGGGACGCGCACACUCGCCACUGGACGCUUAACCAUACAGAUUGUCGCAUAUCGCACGCAGUGUCCGAGAUGGUGAUCAUAAGCUGCAGCCGGCUGGCGCGCGUGGGGCUGGUGCAGAACGUGGAGACCGGCAUCUACGGCGCCCGCACGGACGGCGCGCGCUUCAAGGUGUCGCACCCCGCCGUGUACGUGGGCAGUCUGCUGCUGGGCGGCUGCCUCGCCUGCGCCGCCAUCACCUACGCCACGUGCCACGCCGACAUACUGAUGCCGAACAAAACCAAGCACGCCCUCGUCAACACCUGGGUGGCCAUCUGUCUGCUCUGCUUCAUGUACACCCUCGGCAUCUACCAGACUGAGAACGUCAGGCUGUGCCAAGCGCUGGGACUGCUCAUACACUACCUGUCGCUGUGCUGCUUGCUGUGGAUGUGCGUGUCGGCCAGCAACAUGUACAAGUGGGUGACGCGGGCCGACGGGCCGCCCAGGACGCCCGAGGACGAGCUACCGCCGGACGCGCCCGCGCACAAGCCCAUACUGGGACUGUACCUGGUCGGCUGGGGCAUAGCGCUCAUAGUCUGCGGCAUCUCCGGAGCCGUUAACAUCAAGGACUACGCCGGCUACUCGCAGUGCUUCCUCAGCACGGCCCCGGCGCUGAGCGCGCUGUUCGUGCCCGGCGGCAUCCUGUUGAUGUUCCUGUUGGUGCUGUUCGCGCUCAUACGCUGCACCAUCCGGAACAUGAACGUGCAGCUGUCGGAGGGCACGCAGGCCACCGAGAACGUCGACCUGGAGAUGUGGGAGCCGCAGGUGCAUGACCGCGCGGAGAGGAGGAGCGUGAAGUCGGCGCCGGACUCGGAGAGCGAGGACGCGGAGCACUCGCCCAUCGUGCAGCUGCGGGCGCACGUGAUCGUGGCGUGUCUGUACGUGGCGGUGUGGGCGUGCGGCGCCGUGGCCGUGUACCGGCCGCUGCCCGCCUACCUGCCGUACCAGGAGGACAUCUGCAGCAUCGUGUACGCCGUGUGCGCCACCGUGCUCGGCACCUUCGUGCUGUUCUUCUACGGCAUAGCGCGCAGUGACGUCAGGGCGCAGUGGGCACUCGUGCAUUGCUAUUUUCAAAAAAGUAAACAGUGCUGCAGAAACAGGAGCGUGUUCGACGCGAACCAGCGCAACGUGCCCGCAGAUCCCUCCGGAGCCGCCGCCCCCGCACCCCUGCCGAACGACAACCGGUCGCGGUCCGGCAGCCGGAGCUCCGGCAGGACCAACCCCAAGACCAACAACGGCGGCACGUACAAGGCGGGCGCUGAACUCAACGGGCAGACUCUACACAAGGACGUGUUGAAGAACACGAAUGGAAAAACUCCGAACAUAAACCUGGUUGUGCUGCACCGCCAACAGUACCGGUCCAACAACUCCAUGCUCACGUACCCCGACGCCAGCACCGUGGCCCCCGAUAUAUUCUACAACCCCAACCAGAUGAAUGUCGCCAAGAAGUUCUUCAAGAAGCAACGGCAGAACAUGAAGAGGAACUGCCUUGAGUUGCCGACGAGAAAUGACUACGACAACGACUCGCACUUCUCGCUGCCGCUGCCCACUAAGGAGGCGUACAGCGGGAUGGCCAACAUAAUCAACUCUGGGUCCAAGGUCAACAAUACGAACAUACACGUUGAGCGGUCCAACAAUGGCAUCAAGGAGACCCGCAACGUCGCCAACCCGAACCUUCUGGAAGACGAACACAAGGACUACAAAAGCUACACGAACGAUAAGAAGACUUGGAAUAAAAACGAAGAUCCGAAAACGGACAGAAGCCGAGUGAUGAAUAUUUAUACCAAUGUGCCAGAGACUCAAGUGCCGCAGCAUCAGGUCAUCAAAGCGAACGCGCCCAGCAACCUCAAUGCUCAGCGGAGCAGCGUAUCGGAGGAGUGCCUGCAGAGUCACGCCGACCGCCCGGAGAUGAGGACCAUAUCGCAGCAGUGCAGUCUGGAGUACAGCUCGGCGUCGGAGAUAGCGAUGCCGCACACCUGCUCCGACCAAACAUUGAACACGCACUCGGAAAUGACGUCACUGCAGGAAACGCACAGCGCUUUGUGCUCCACCAACGAGAUCACCGACACGGAGAGCUUCGGCCAGUACAUAGAUUACAUGCAGCCCAACAAGGGCCAAGACGGGAAGGAGAACAAGGACAAGUCGCUGCAGGACAUAUCGGAGGAAUGCACCAUGAAUAGCGACGACGCCGCUCGCUCCGGGAGUCCGCAGCAUCCGGACGCCGGGGAACUCGACAAUCUGCUUCAGGAUCCAGAGCUAGGGUCGAAAGAUAAACUGGACGACGACAAAGACACGUUUUUCUUGGCGAAAACAACGUACGACUUCGAAACGUGCAGCACGAACGCGAGCGAACAGGGCUUCGAGAACGACAGUGACAUUUACUGUCCCAACUACCAGAUGUCCGAAGUGAGCAUACGGAGCCACGGCCUGUACGCGCCCUCCCCCUCGUCCAUGUGCCCAAACGAAAUAAGCUUCAGCACAGAGGACGUUUCUAACAUAGAGAACCAGUACGUCAACUACGAUCCCGGAUGGCGGAAAACGAUAAAGAGCAAUCCGAAAUUGGGGAAGUACGUGCCCACUCCCGCGCUCAGCUGUCCCGAUGUCAACAGGGACAGCAGCCCGGUGUCGUUCGCGAGCGAGAUAGACGAACUGUACACUCAGAUCACGAGUAGAGAGCGAGACAAGGACAGAAUUAGUCGGAAGGACACCUGUUUAGAUGUGACUUUGAACAGUGACGUCACGCUGCGGCCUGACAGUGACAGUUGUGCGAGCGAGGGCGAAGGUCGCGGGGAAACCGCCCUGUGAUCUCUCGGUGUUCAGUGAAGGCAUUUGUGAUGAAGUGAUGUGACCGCAAACAUUUAAAAGUGUUAAACGAAUUCUUUAUUCAGCUCUUACAAGUUAUCAAUGUGAGGAGUUGAUCGCACUUAUACAAGUGUUCAGACGGCCUUACUAGUAGCUCAUUUCAAACUAAAUUUUGUAGUUUAAUUUUCUAGUUUUAAGUUUUGUAAAUUGUGUAUAUUUAUUUAAGAUUUCCUAAACAAACGAAGUCUGAUGAAAACAUUUUUUCUAUCGUCCGCGUGUCGAGUAUUAUCACUUAGUUUAAGAGUCAACAGAUGUGCCAAAUUGUUGUCGUUCGUUUCAUCAUUUUCUCGAUAAAUUGUAACGAUUAUCGAUACCUUAACGACCGGAUCGACCCGACCGCCUCACCUCUAGUCCUAACGGGAUAUAAGACUUAGUUAUAUUAACUCCACUAAAACUAUUAAGGCGUGUUUACACGAGAAGACGAAUGCUUGACGGUGAACUUUGGUGUGGCCAUAUGACAACCAGUUUUUACAUUUGUUGAAAGAUUUGUGGUAGUUAAGCGAAAUCGUUCAACGAUUUUUUUAUUGAAAAAAACAUUUUUACUGUAAGUAUUGUUAAUGAAAAAAAAAUUUGCUUAUGGUCAAUAAGGCUUUUUGAUGUGACGUCACCAGUGACCAUACUCUCGACGUUAUGAUGACGUCACAAGUUCCAGUGUACCGUCAAGCACGCUCGUACGUUUUAUGGCUUAUCGAAAAUUAUAAGAAACUUGUGUUUUCCAUUGUGUGUGCCUAUGCUAAAUAUUAUUUUGGCCUAUUAAUUAUUGAAAUAAUUUUAGCGAUAUAUUCGAGUUGAUUAAUUACAAAAAAAAUAUAAAAAUCGAUCAUUAUUAUUUGACUUGCGAUUUAUGAUGCAUAUGCGUUAGUGGCCUUUUAUAAUCAGGAUCACAGUUCCGACGGAGGUCGAAACUGGUAAUAUUAUCAACAUCCACAUAUUCAUACAAAAUUUGGCUCGUUAAAGAAAAAAAUUGUUCGUAAAUCUUAAAAAUGUGGUUUUUAUAUCAAUAUUCAAUCAAUAUCGAGCAGUGAAUGCUACCUUUAAAAUCUUUGUUCCUGCACUAAGUUGAUACUUUUUUCUUUUAAAAUCCUAUAUGGAAAUGAGUCUUUAUAAUUUGUCGAAUUCGGCAGCUCGACAAUAACAUUUUUAUUGAUCACUAUGACGUUCUAUCGAUUUAAUAUUCUGUACCGCGUAUGGAUGAUAAAAGAAAUCGUAGGAAUAGAAUCUCAAAUGAAAUUGCAAUGGUGAUUAAUGAUGUAACAGUAGUUUUGUGUUUAUGUAUUAGAAAAAAAAAAACAGCACAAAUAUUUUCAUGCAUCAAAUUAAUAUUUAUAUCCACAAUAUUAGUAGAUAAAUGCAAUCUUAAUAAAAAAACUAUGGAGCUAUUGUGAUAUACAGAUCUUCCAUUUUAAUUAAAUAUACAUUCGGAAUACCGCGAGAUGUGUAUUAACUUUAGUUAUUUUUAGUGUAAAUUUACAAUAGAUAUGAGUUAAAAUAUGGGACGUUUUUUUUUGGAGCCGCGUUUUUCAUCUGUUCUCGCAAAUAAGGUCUGAGACUAUAUCGAGCGUAACGAAUUAUCGCGAUACUUUGCGAUAAGGUCAGCGCGGUAUAAGAGUAACGAUUUAUAACACAUGUUUUUUUAAUCACAUAUUGCACAUACGGUGCGAUAUCGUCACUUAUGCAAUUUUAUGUAAUUUUUCAUGAGAAACGUUGGAAAAUUCAACAUUUUAUAUAGUUCUGCUAGACUAUAGAAAUAAAAUAAUAUUUAAACUACAACUUUAAACUAAAUCAGUAAAAGCAAACAUCUCUCGCGUCUCUUUCAUAACUAUUAACAAAUGUAUUUUCUAAUAAUCAGUUCAGUGUUAACAAAAAUUGUAUAAGUGACUUUAUAGCACCGUAUGUGCGAUAUAUGUAGUCUCUUAGUUGAAUAAUGGCUGUUUUGCCUUCAAAUAGAACGCACACCUCUUAGGCCUUUGCGCUAUUGGCAGAGUGGUCGUGGUCAUCAGUUCGGGUGAUGGUGCGCUUCACAAGACGCCACUACUGCUCGCGUGUAGCUGCCCUUGUGCACUCGUUAACGGGACCUUUUACAGCUGCCUUAAUUUGGUCGGUCUAUCGUAACGGUGAUCCGCCGCACGGUCUUAUACCCUCAAUAAUGCCAUACAUUACUGCUUUAUAAAUAGUCAGGGUGGUGGUACCUACCCUUGUGUGCUCACGCUUUACCACCGCUAAAACUAAUUUACCCAACAAGCAGCCAGUGGUUAGGCCACGCAAUUGUGUAAACUCUAAUAUAGACCCGUACAUCUCACGGUAUUUCACAUGUAAAAGUGUUUUUGUAAGUGUCUUCAUUAGGGCAGUAACCAAAAAAUAAUAUGGAAUUUAACGACAAAAAAAAACCCUUAUAUAGCAUACGGAACUAACAAGACAUUUAUUUAUUUAUUCUGUUGGUACUGGUCAGGAUAUUAAAGCGAAAUUAUAAAAUUACUGUUUUGUCAACGGUACCUGAUGCGAAUACUUUUGCAACAUUUGUUAAAAUUAAUCGGACAUCGAAGUCUAAUGAACUAAUGAACUAACGUUUAAAGGUUCCGUUACAUACAAAUAAUGAAAGCGUGUUAAAAUUAGUCCUACAUAGCUUUAUCAAAGUUUAAUGGGCUGGAGUAACUUUUAAGUCGAGCGAGUUUCUUCCAUCUUAUUGUAACGACACGUAACAUGUAACAGUAGAAAAAAAAUUGUAGAAAAUUGAAAAAUAUAUCAUGUUUAUGUACAUAAUAUUAUUAUUAUUGUAAUUGAUAGAGUGAACAAAAAAUUUUAUCGAGAGAGGUUAGGCUUUUUGUGGGCAUUUUGCGUAAUAAAAGAGGCAUUUGGCAAUGUG
Molecule: messenger RNA, 8065 nt
Organism: Bombyx mori (domestic silkworm)
Lineage: Eukaryota; Metazoa; Arthropoda; Insecta; Lepidoptera; Bombycidae
Gene: Remo
Product: adhesion G protein-coupled receptor A3
Exons: 9
Coding region: 277-5145 (1622 amino acids)
Biological process (GO): G protein-coupled receptor signaling pathway; cell surface receptor signaling pathway
Cellular component (GO): plasma membrane
Molecular function (GO): G protein-coupled receptor activity; protein binding
Source: RefSeq, a predicted model, not a curated record